Molecule: messenger RNA, 486 nt
Organism: Acanthoscelides obtectus
Lineage: Eukaryota; Metazoa; Arthropoda; Insecta; Coleoptera; Chrysomelidae
Source: the annotation of a GenBank genome assembly
AUGAGAGGUUCACAAGGUGCUAUUUUUCUAUCUAGGUGUUUCUUUUUAGAACGUCCUUUAAAACAGUUUUUGGCUGAACUGAAUACCUAUGUUUGCUGUGACCAUGGCCACCCGUACGGUAUAAGUCUAGUUUUGCAGAUUGACAACGAAAAGCAAUCCAGCGGAUAUAGUCUACUGAAAAACUCAAUAUGUAGUGCGCAAAGAAGUGGCAACAAUACAAAUAUUUCGGCGUAGGUAGCAUGAAACAACGUUGUAUAACUGUUCGUCAUGGUCACAGAGAUGGAACAGAUUGAGUUCUGCCUGUAUUUACUUAUGCAAUUUUUGCAUAGUACGCCUUGAGAGUAGCACAAUUGGCAUUCAGUAUUGGUGAGAAGCGUAGGGGCCUUUCAUUUUUGACGUACAGGCCGCAGAUGGAUCAAGCUUUGGCGAACUAUUUCAGGUUUUCCAUAUGAUCUUGGUUUAAGUUACACAAAGACAAAAAUUUAA